Messenger RNA from Pieris rapae (cabbage white), 2178 nucleotides. RefSeq lists its product as uncharacterized. Lineage: Eukaryota; Metazoa; Arthropoda; Insecta; Lepidoptera; Pieridae. Bases 236 to 745 code for a protein of 169 amino acids. The transcript is spliced from 5 exons. The record is from RefSeq and is a predicted model, not a curated record.
AUUACAUUGUGUAAAUUGUUGAAUUUAAUUAUUAAAUCAUUUUUCUCUCAUAAAAUAUCGAUUUACUUUGAACAUUAUGUACUUGUGGUGUCUGUAAUCUCUAUCUAAAUUAGUUUAUGUGUAUUUACACUAGCGGUGAUAAAGUAGAUUUCAACAGAUUUAUUAAAGAUCAGUUUUAAAGUUAUUUGUUCUCAACAAGAAGUAAAAUAUUAUCUAAAAUUUAUCAGUGUGAAAAAUGGCGGUUCCACAUAUAACGUCAUUUUGUUGGUGCAUGGGGUUGGAGGCUGGCUGCAAGUUCAUUGGAUUUGUGCAUUUGCUGACAGCAUGCAGUCUGAUGGUGGUGUGUUCGAUAUACGCGGAAGGCUUCCGCGCCUUCGCGGGCACAGCCGAAGACGCGGGCGACCACGUGUACAGCACCUGGUACGCCAUCAGCACCACGGUGGCGGUGCUGAGCGCGGUUCAUGUUCUUCUGGCCGGUUCUCUGCUGUACGGGGCUUACACGCGGUCCAGCCGAGUGCUUCGCGGAUGGGUGUUCGUGAUGUGCGCGCUGUCUCUGUCCUCGCUGCUGUACAUCUUGGGCUCCAUGCCCUGGGGCUUCUCCUCCUCGGGCUCCGAAAUCUACUUGGCGGUCGUGGAGGGGAUCUUCUUUUACGGCUCGAUGCUGUACUGCAUCCUCUGCGUCAACAGCUUUUACCUGAUGCUGAAGAGCACCGAAGAUAUGCGAGGACCCAAGGCCGACUAUUGAGCGGACGUCGUCGGUGGCUUUUGAGGCUUUUUCAGUCUCCGUUCUGUCUUAUUGCUUUCAAGUUUGAAUGAAACAAUUCCAUUAGGCAUCUAUUUAAGCGAGUAUUUUACGUAAACGGUCCUCCACCGUCCCUUGCCCCACGGUGUCGAGAAGUUCAAAUGUUUAUAAAUUUUCGUCGAUGCCGCUUAUUAUAUUUAUGUAUAAGGGAAAACGAAUUGUAUGCGAAAUAUUCUGAUGCCAAAGAAUCUCAAUUUUAUAUAGAAAUUGAAGUAUUAUAGAGUUUUAUGAGAAAAACAUUUUUAAAAGAAAUCGAAUGUCGUAUUUACGCGAAGAAAUUGAAUUUAAAGAAAUGUAUAAUAUUUUAACUAUAUUUACAAUAUUGAAUUAUGUAUUUUUGAUGAUUUUGCCGAGUCUAAUAUGCGGACCAUUCUUUACUAAAAAACAAUUUGUUUCGGAGGCUUCGAUCUGUCAGAUUGAGAUGAAAUGUCCUCUAUCAUAUAUUUCAAGGUGACCUUUCACCCUCUGACUCGCAUAUUUUCAUAUAUUAGUAUACAGAUAUACAGACUCACUCCGAGUGCCAUACUGUUAUAUAGUGCUGUUUGUCUGGUGAUAUAAAUGUGAUUUUAUACUUUUUCAAUAUAUUAUGUUGAUUUUGACUUAAUAAAGGGUCAUUUUGCGCCACUUUUUUAAUAUGUUUCAACAGUUAAGUUUAACUGUUUAAUGCUUAACACUUAAUUAAUAUUAAGAAUAUAUAACCUUAGCAUAUAAGUAAUUGUUAUUGUUGUUUCUGGUUGAGACUUAACUAUUAUUUUAAGUACAUUUGUAUCGAACAUAAAAUGUCGAAUUACUUCUGUAAUUAUAUUUUUUUGUUAAUAUCGCCAUCUGAGCCCAAACCUUCGACCUUACCGAUAAUGGGUGGAGCCUGGAGAGGCCUAAUUUUUUAUGAAUACUGUCUUAUUAUUUUCUUAUGUUUUAAUAAUAUAUAUUUUAUAAUUCAUUUUGUCUUUUGUUGUGUAGCGCCAUCUAGGAGCGGUUUGAAACAUCUUACAGAAAUGAGUUCCGCUUUCGCCGAUAGAUGUCGCUACGUGUAUGAUGUUCGCUCUUACUGCGAUUUAUUUUUUAACGUUUAUUCGAUAAUACAGAAAUUCAGAUCUUUUAUAUUUUUACAUUGACCUUUGGGUUAUUUUAAAUUCUAUAUACAAAUUUUGUAACUAUAUGUAAAAAUUCAUUACUAACUUUUAGAACACAUGUAAUAUUGAUGUUAUUUUCAAUAAGUAAGCCGCAAAGGCAUGUCGAAAUGGUUAUUUAUAUGUUCCUUUAGAUAGUUGUGUAUUGUAUGUAAUAACACAAAUUAAUAAACUACGACGCAGAAAUCUACUUGUUCAGUUACAUUGUAAGAUUAUACUCUUAAGGUAAUAAAUGUGCUCUUGGAA